Leptosia nina is the source of this 1842-nucleotide messenger RNA. Lineage: Eukaryota; Metazoa; Arthropoda; Insecta; Lepidoptera; Pieridae. The record is from the annotation of a GenBank genome assembly.
AUGUUUAAGAGAAAUCUUGCAACAAUAUUAAAGAUACCGUUAAAAGCGCAAUCUUUAAUAUCUUUCGAAAGAAAAAUACCAUUAAAUGUGUUUACAGUGUUCGUAAUAACAAAGGACAAUUUUAAUAGCAGGCUCAUAAGUACAACCCUCCUUGAGAGUAAAGAAAAUGAAAAAUUGGGGAGUAAUACAUUUACAUACCGCUCCCACACUUGUGGUGAAAUAAGAUCAUGUAAUAUUGGGGAAAAAGUUACUUUAUGCGGUUGGGUACAAUUUGUGCGUUUAUCAAAGUUUCUUCUACUCAGAGAUGCGUAUGGCCUUAUACAGUGUAUAUCUACUGAUUCUAAAUUUGACCUAUCCAGUAUUCCACUUGAAACAAUUGUUAAAAUACAAGGAACAGUAACUGCACGACCUAAGAACAUGAUCAACCCUACCAUGACAACAGGUGAGAUUGAAGUGUCUAUAACUGACUUAGAAAUAUUAAACACUGUUGAUAAAAUACCAUUUAACUUGCGCGAAUACCAAAAACCAAAAAAACAACUCCGACUUCAAUAUAGAUACAUUGAUUUAAGGUUUCCAGAAAUGCAAUACAACUUAAGACAAAGAUCCAAUAUGCUGCACAAUAUGCGACGAUUUCUUAUUGAGAAGCAUAGUUUUUGUGAAGUUGAAACACCAACACUGUUCUGUCGGACCCCCGGUGGUGCUAGAGAGUUUGUGGUUCCUACUCAUCAUAGGGGUUUAUUUUACUCGCUAGUACAGAGCCCCCAGCAGUUCAAACAGAUGUUGAUGUCUGGUGGCAUUGAUAGGUAUUUCCAAGUUGCAAGAUGUUACCGAGAUGAAACAACUAGACCUGAUAGGCAACCAGAAUUCACACAACUCGAUAUUGAGUUGUCAUUUACCUCAUUAGAUGGUGUUUUAUCAUUAAUUGAGAACCUUCUCUAUGAAUCAUUUAUUAAACAAUUACCAAAACCUCCUUUUCAAAGAAUGACCUACAAAGAAGCUAUAGAAGGUUAUGGAAGUGACAAACCAGAUUUAACAUAUGAUUUAAAAUUGAGAAAUGUUUCUCAUCUGUUCAAUGAUAAAAGUGCAUUUCUAGUAGCGUAUUCACAAAUAUUAGGAAAACUAUCAGCUAAAUACAGAGAAAUCAUAAACAAAUUAAAAAAUAAGUAUGAAGUGAAUAUUGUGUUUGUAGAGAACUUAUCAAAAGCCUUAGGAGAAGAUAUAACAAGUAAUAUAAGACAUACAAUAGGUAGAGAAAAUUCUUGUAUUCUAGCAUUGGGUGAUAAGGAAAAUGUAUGCUUAUGUUUAGGUGAAAUCCGGCAAAUGCUAGCUGUGUUGUUAAAGUCAAAAUCCCUACUAUCAGUUGAAGAAACAAUGGCACCAUUAUGGGUGGUAGAGUUUCCACUAUUUGUCAAAGGGGAAAAUGGCUUGGAGACUUGUCAUCACCCAUUUACUUCACCACACCCUGAUGAUUUGCAUUUACUGGAUUCAGAUCCUUCCAGAAUGAGAUCGCUGGCAUAUGAUCUAGUGUUAAAUGGAAAUGAAGUAGGUGGUGGUUCUAUAAGAAUACAUAAUACUAAUUUACAAGAAAAGGUCUUGAAAGUUUUAGAUAUUGAUUCUAAGAAAUUGACACACUUUCUGGAUGCUUUAAGGAGUGGUUGUCCACCACAUGGUGGAAUUGCAUUAGGAAUAGAUAGACUUAUCUCGAUUGCUUGUCAAACAGAAUCGAUAAGGGAUGUUAUUGCAUUUCCAAAAUCACAUGAUGGCAAGGACCCAUUGUCCGGUGCUCCUAAUGACAUUAGUGAUGAGGACAAAAAGUAUUACCAUAUUGGAAUAGUGAAUUGA